AUGGUGGACGGGAUAAGUUUCGAGCUGAUCAUUAGAUUAUUACGGUUACAAUUCUGCCACUGCACAUUAUAUGAAUUGGAUGGUGCGCUUCCUGAUGUUCGCCGUAAUUGUACGACGGUGGACGGGGUCGAUACGGCCGUAAACCCGAUCAGCUGGAAGGAGAUUCGAAGCCGACUGAGGAUGUCCUCAAAGAGGAAGUCGCCACCAACGAAGCUAUCGGAAGGCGGGGGCGGUGCGGGUACAGUGGCAGGCGCCAACGAGGAGGAGGAGGACACUACCUCGCCGGUGGCCGGUUCCGGUGGCGAGGCAGCCGUCGUCGUCGGUGAGGAGGGUGCCACCACCCCCGUCGACAUCGAGGAGUGCUACUCCCAUCAGAGAGGCGGCGAGUGCGAGUCCUCCGGCUGUUCAUCGCCGGCGACUACCAGCGAGCCGGAUCUACGCGACUCGCCGUCGCCUUCAUUGAAUUCCUUGCGGACGGCCAAGCGACAGAGGCUGUUGUUCCUGUCGAGCCAAGAGACCCUCGCACCGUAUCAUCCUCAUCAUCACCACCAUCACCAUCACCACCACCAUCAUCACCAUACGAACACGUCGUCGUCGUCGGGAGGUGCACUGGAACCGGCGAGCUCCUCGGAGUGCGGAUCGCCACCCACCCUCCUUUCCGUCGAUCCCUAUUACCCCCAUCAUCCACAUCACAAUAACAACAACAACAGCGUCACGCAGAAUAACAACAACAAUAACGGCAGUGGUACCACCGUUGCAGGCAGUAAAAGGUCCAUGGACGACGUUCUUAAAAGACUAACGUGCAAGAUGAACAGCGAAUCCUUGUCUAUCCAGGACGAUACUACCAAUACCAGGCGGACACCCCCGCCGCUCUCUUCCACGCCAACCGGUCACAAUGCACAUAGGGAGCGUCUUGUACAACAGCAGGAUCAAUCGAAGUCGUAUCCCGCUCACAUGACGGUCGACUCGCAGAAGCAAAUCGAGAUGCAGCGGCUGCAAACGGAGCACUUGAAGCGGCAGCAAGAGCACAUCAUGCAGCACAACAUCCAGGAGUUGCAGGCUCAGAUGACAAAGAGCCAGCUGAGCAUGUCGGGACCACAGUCACUGAUGUUUCUGCCGUUUCUCGAACAGCUCAGAGGGCUGCCCGUGCAGUCACCCAUGCCUCCACCGCCAGCCACGUCAACCGCCACCACCGGCAACAAACACAUCAACUCCAUCGCCAAUAUGAUCAGCAGCCAUCGAGAAGGUCCAAGCUGGGCGACCGCGCAUCUCGCUCAGAUGACAACGCAAAUGGAGAAGGAAUCGUCGUCGCCGGCGCCGAUCUCAUCCGCGGUAGCGCCGACGGCCCCGCCUCUUCAGGAUCUCGACGCCCCGCUGAACCUCACCAAGCCGAAAUCGACGUCCUCGGGCGCCACGGCGUCUUCCUCGUCGCCCGGUAGCGACUCGCACUCGACCGGUGCCGGAAGCAGCGGCCAGCAGGAGCAACCAUUAGCGGCGACCGCGCCCAAGCUCUUCCCGUCAGGACUGCCGAUACCGCGGAAUUACCUGCCGACGCUUUCUUACGCCGGUCUACCACCGCAUCUCAGCAGUCUGUCUUCGCCGAUGGGCAAGGUAAUGGCCAAAGACGAGGCCGGCGGACCGGGAGGAUCCGUGGCGGCCGCUGCGGUCGCGGCCGUGGAAAAGCACUUCGCGAUGCACGGGCUGUACGGAUUGCCGUCGAACACAGGUGGGAUGCCACCGUCGGCCCAGACUCAAAGACCGAUCAAGCAUUCUGGCUCUCGGGAGGAACCGCCUCAGGAGGAGCAGGAUUUUCUCUCGACGCCUCACAUGUGGCGAGAUCCGGGAUAUAAAGUAGCGGAAGACAUAACGGAAAAAGCUAAAAUGGUGAGGCAGCAGAAAAGGGAGGGUGAGAACAAGCCACAUAUCAAGCGACCUAUGAACGCAUUCAUGGUGUGGGCCAAGGAUGAACGUAGGAAGAUCUUGAAAGCCUGCCCAGACAUGCACAACUCAAACAUAUCGAAAAUUCUCGGUGCCCGGUGGAAGUCGAUGUCAAACUCAGAGAAACAGCCAUAUUACGAGGAACAGUCGCGACUUUCGAAGCUGCACAUGGAAAAGCACCCAGACUACAGGUACCGGCCGCGGCCAAAGCGCACGUGUAUCGUGGACGGCAAAAAGAUGCGUAUCUCCGAAUACAAGUCACUGAUGCGGCAGCGGCGGCAGGAGAUGCGGCAGUUGUGGUGCCGUGACGGCGGCACCGAGAUGAACUUCUUAUCACCGGUAAGUGCCGAUCUGACUGGCACGCAGCAUCACCCGGGCACGGGUGCCGGUCCGUCGCGACCAUCGGUCUCGCCGCCGGCGACGAUGUUGAACGGUGGUGGCGGUGCGGCCGGCCCGAGUUCGGACCAUCCUUCGUUCUACUAUCCACAGGACAGUCUAUCGCCCACGGACAUGAUGAACUUCUCACCCGAGAAUUCUGGCUCGAUCGGUGGCUACGACGCGAGUCCGCGGCACCACGACGAGGAUUGAACCGCAGCUCCGGGUCAGCCACUUUGGCCGCC
Messenger RNA from Mycetomoellerius zeteki, 2558 nucleotides. It is a transcript of the gene Sox102F, whose product is annotated as transcription factor Sox102F. Lineage: Eukaryota; Metazoa; Arthropoda; Insecta; Hymenoptera; Formicidae. The record is from RefSeq and is a predicted model, not a curated record. The transcript is spliced from 11 exons. Gene Ontology annotation, biological process: regulation of transcription by RNA polymerase II; cell fate commitment. Gene Ontology annotation, molecular function: RNA polymerase II cis-regulatory region sequence-specific DNA binding; DNA-binding transcription factor activity, RNA polymerase II-specific. Gene Ontology annotation, cellular component: nucleus. The coding region runs from base 1 to 2526 and encodes 841 amino acids.